This is a messenger RNA of Astyanax mexicanus (Mexican tetra), 5158 nucleotides long. It is a transcript of the gene lemd3, whose product is annotated as LEM domain containing 3. The record is from RefSeq and is a predicted model, not a curated record. Gene Ontology annotation, cellular component: nuclear inner membrane. Gene Ontology annotation, biological process: nuclear envelope organization; negative regulation of BMP signaling pathway. The coding region runs from base 49 to 2706 and encodes 885 amino acids. The transcript is spliced from 13 exons. Gene Ontology annotation, molecular function: chromatin DNA binding. NCBI's taxonomy places the organism in Eukaryota, Metazoa, Chordata, Actinopteri, Characiformes, Acestrorhamphidae.
CUCUUGCGUCACUUCCUGCAGCGCGUCCUGUGCGAGUUUGGUGUGAAGAUGGCGGCGGCGCAGCUAACGGACGAGGAGCUUUUCUCCGAGUUAAAACAGCUGGGCUUCACUCCCGGCCCGGUUACCGAGAACACGCGGCCUGUGUACUUGAAGAAGCUGAAGAAACUACGCGAGGAGCAACAGCAGCAGCGGUCUAGGGGCAGUAAGGGGCGCAGCAGUGUCGGUGGCGGCGGUAGCAGCAGCAGCUUUAGCAGCAGCAUCAACAACAGCGGCGGCGGUAACGGCCACCCAGCGGCGGGAGCUGCGGCCGUGCGCGCCAGGCCGGCUGGGGGCCGCCAGGUGCUGAAUGCGAAGCGGUCGGAGCGGCCGGGAAAGUUUGUUUUGGGCUUUAGCUCGGACGAGUCGGACGCGGAGCUUCCCCAGCACAAAGCAGGCCUGAAUCACAGCGGCUCUAGGAGAGAGCGGGGCUCCGGGCUGGGGCUGCAGCCGCUGAGGCCUCCCCAGGAAAGUGGCGCCGGAGUCGCCCACAGAAAGUCGGCUCUCGGGGUUCUGGAGGGUCGGAAAAGUAGCCUCGUGGCGGCGUCUGCGUGGUGGGCAGACCGGGGUAAGGCGAGCUUAGGGGAGUCCCGCUCUAACCUGGCGUGGGAUGAGGAUUACACCCAGCUGGGGAAGGAGAACAGCUUGGAGGAGAAGCAGAAGGAGACCGAGAGGAGCAGUCGGGCUCUGAACGGGAGCAGGACACAGCCUUACACAGCGCUCAGUGGAAGCAGCAGCAGUAAGCUGGCGGGGGAUUACUCAGACACAGACGAAGAGGAGGAAGAAGAAGAGGAGGAGGAGGAGGAGUUGGAGGACCGUGAACGCCAACGCGAACGUCGUCUGCUGCCCAGGAGAAGCGUAUCCAAAGCCUCCCCGUCUCCGGCCAAAAGAAGAGGCAGGGAGCCGGAUGAGGAAGACGACCAGGAGGAGGACGGGAGGUCCGCGGGAUCCGGGAGAUCCAACGCAAAGCGCGAUGAGUUCGAUCUGAACCGCAUUUACACGAGGCCCGCUCGCUUCAGCUCCGGCAUCAUGGGCGAGAAUGGCGGGGACAUUGACAGCAGCAGCAGCAGCCCCAGGAACCACGUCGACGGCGGGCAGGGCGCGACCACCAGCAUAGGCAGCAGCAGCUCCUCGUUUAGCCUCGGCCUCAGACCUCGAUUCUCCUCGUCGUACAACAGCCUGUCAACGACUUAUCGACCCAACCAUUCGAACCACACCGGCUCGAACCACAGCUACGGGCAGGCUUCCACCAAACGCAAGCAGCCAGCCCCCGAGGACGAGCUCCUGGAGCAGUUCCGGAGGGAGGAGGCGUCUGGCACCGGCGGCUUCAGCGCACACUACCUGUCCAUGUUCCUCCUGACCGCUGCCUGCCUCUUCUUCGUGCUGCUUGGCCUCAUGUACCUGAGAAUGAGGGGUACUGGGUCCACAGACGAGGUCGUCAUUAAGACCCACCCAUUCGGUGCAGAUUUUGACAACGCAUAUACCAACAGCGAGCGAGACCUCAUUCUCAGCCUGUUGCUUCACCUGCACAAUCAUCUGUCUGAUAUUGCAGGGGAACAUGACUGCCGAGAUCUAAACCUGCCGUUAAACAGGAGUGUCUCCAUCUCUGAGGCUGCUGAGUAUCUAAAGCUCCGAAAUAAGGACUAUGAAGAUUGGAUUCACAUUUCUCUUGAGUGGGUUAUUAAAUCUGGAGAAACUGCUGGAAUAAGGUUGAUUGCAGCUGACCCUGCGCAAGCAGUGGAGGAAGUGUCUGAUAUCUCCCGUCUGGAGUCCACCCACCCACGCUUGUCUUUUGUCUGCCGUUUCCGACGAGCCUUCUUCACAGUGAUUUACAGAGUUGUCCUCGUCCUCGCUGCCGUUGGUGGUUUUUGGGGCUUGGUGUAUUACAUGAAAUACCGCUGGAGAAGAGAGGAGGAAGAGACCAGGCAGAUGUAUGAUAUGGUGGAGAGAAUUAUAGAUGUGCUGAGGAGCCAUAAUGAAGCAUGCCAGGAGAAUAAUGACCUGCAGCCAUACCUGCCCAUCGUCCAUGUGCGGGACUCCCUUGUGCAGCCUCAGGACAGGAGGAAGAUGAAGAAAGUAUGGGACAGAUCUAUGACCUUCCUCUCUGCCAACGAGUCUCGCAUCCGGACAGAAACGCAGAGAAUUGGGGGAGCUGAUUUUCUGGUGUGGAGGUGGCUCCAGCCUUCCAUGUCCUGUGACAAGAUGGGCAGUAUACCCUCAAAAAUGUGGCAGGGCAAAGCAUUCCCUCUAGAUCGGAGGAAUUCACCACCAAACAGCUUGACGCCAUGUCUAAAGAUUCGGAACAUGUUUGACCCCGUAAUGGAAGUGGGGGAAAACUGGCAUCUUGCCAUUCAUGAAGCCAUUCUGGAGAAAUGCAGCGACAAUGAUGGAAUUGUCCAUAUUGCUGUUGACAAGAACUCAAGAGAGGGCUGUGUUUAUGUGAAGUGCCUUUCAGCAGAGCAUGCUGGGAAAGCUUUCAAAGCGCUUCAUGGCUCUUGGUUUGAUGGGAAACUUGUGACAGUAAAAUACCUGCGUCUGGACCGAUACCACCAACGUUUCCCACAGGCACUGGGUUGCAACACACCUCUAAAGGCCUCCAGCUCAAGUAUGAACACUAUGGCUCGUCUACACCAGCGCUCCAGCACAUCCAGCUCCCUGGGCUUCUCCUGAGGGCCACACAAACCCUCCCUCUAACCUCCACCACCAACUCCGUGAUACACUUUUCUUUCCUGUUUCCUCUCCUCUCUCCAGUAAGAAUCAUGCUCAAGAGGUCUCUCCUCUUUGUGGGCUGGAGGACACAGUGCUACACCCUGCUAGCAUCACUCACAGGUCGGUUUAAAAGAGUUCCUUGACUGCAUCUUUUGGCUUAUGCUGAGCAGGGGGGUGUGCUCACUGGAUCGAGACUGGUGGUGGAUAUAUGUGGAAUUAUCAGAGCUUUUCUUAGAAGAGCUGGUCGUUCAUAUCCCUUUUCCUCAACUUCAGUGCAGUGGACACUAAAUAUAUAUAAUGUUUUUUUUCCUAUGCCUGUUUUUUUGUUUUGUUUACAGACUUCAAGGAUUAAACAAGGAAAAAAACACCUUCAAAUUAAGUUCAUGGUCCAGAUUUGAGAAAGUAAAACAAUAGAGCUGGUUCUGCUCUUCUCCCUCCAGUUUUCUCCAGCUAACUCCCCUCCAUAGUUGAAAGGAGUUCUGUCAGGCUAUACGUACGUAGCUGCAUGUGCUGGUUAAAGUAUCCCUAUAUUUAAGCUUUGAAUUGUAUCAUAUAAUGGAUGUUUAUUUCCCAGAAGAUGUUUUAGCUGAUGUAUUCCUUAUUUUUCAUUUUCUUUUUUUGUAGUUUUAGUCCAGAAACAAUGGCAUGCACACACUCUGGAAGGGAUGCUGUAAAUAUUUUGUUGAAUGGUGGUGGCUGAAAUCAGCUGUAUAAAACUGCAAGUUGUCAUAAGCUCUAAUUCGUUUCUUGCCAACUACAUUGUUUCAUUUCUGAGUUCAGAGAAAGUCAGUGUUUUAUUAUUUUUUUGAAAGGUGUGUGGAGAGCUAAAAUGGUUCCCUCUCUAGUUUACUGACUACCCCAAUCUUCCCAUCUUGAUUGUAUUCCAGUAUACUCUAAUGUAUUAUUAUAAUUAUUAUAUUAUUUUGUUCAUGAUAAAAUGUGCUUUUUCAUUAUGAUUGGUGCAGUUUGGUAUUGACUUUGUUUACUCAUCCAGCAUUGUCUGCCUGCCAAAGUGAUCAGUGUAUGUCUGAAGCUAUGUCUGGUCAACAGGUGGUGCAGUUGACCUGGUUUUGUCUGUUGGCAUUCAUACCACCUCUACACUGCCCAUUUUGGUGAGAAUGGCCAUGUAUAAGAGGUUCUAUUCAGACAAUGUACUCGUACUCAUGUGCAUGGUUGCACUUGUGGCAGGUUUACUACAUCUCAUUCAUGGGUCUGAGAAGCCAUACCCAUUCUGUUCAUAUGUUACAGAGAUUCACAAGCUUGUCAUGUUAGUCAUAUCUUUUCAGAUCUACAGAAAGAUGCCAGCUGUUGUAAAAAAUUGCGGUGGGUGUUAAUUUGAGGUUAAUAAAGCGUAAUUGCAUAUUCUGAGGUGAUCUGAAUCUUUCCUAGUAAAUUUGUAUACCUUUCUAUGAAAUAGAAAUUGCUUUGUCCCCUAGUGAACAUCAAGGGCCAGAUUGACUUAAACUGCAGGAAGCCAAGUUAGUUUUAGUAAAUCUGCCCCUUUAGUCUCCAUGAUUUCUGCUCUGUGAGAGCUUUGUAUUUGUGGGAAAUGCAGUGCAGUUGGAAUAUUGCAGCGGGAUGUACAAGCGAUGCACGUGCAGUAAAAAAACAGGUGCACUCCUCUGCAGCAAAUAACCUAAUCGUGCCUUAAUUUUGUGCUGUUUUAUUGACUGGCACUGCAUUUGUUGGGAAUGUAUUCGUAUUUUUAAACGGUCCAAAACGUCUAAUUGCUUAAAGAUUUAUCCUCUAUUAAUCUCCCUUCGAUAUUUUAUGUUGUAAUGACAUGAAGUUUGAGUCCUUGUGUCUAAAAUAAUGUAUACACAUGGUUUUAGUUAAUACAAACCCUUCAUUAGUUGACCAUGCUACCACACUAGUGCCCCUACACCCUUUCUGCUUUUUAUUUUUGGGGUAAAGGGGGAUUUUUAACUUUGAACAGAGCUGGUGUUGUGUAAGAUAUAAAAACACUAAAAAUUGAAGCCAGGAGUUAUUUUUGCUGUACUUGCACACAUCGUUGUAAUCUUCCUUCAUGUCUGUAGCCUGGCAUUGCCUGUUGAACCUUUUAUUUUUUUGGUUGUUUAUUUUCCCUGCAGUUUGUAAAGAGAGUGAAUGUAAAGUUGGAUUGGUGUGGCACGUCUCCAAAGUGUCACCUGACUUGCAUCUGCAUUCUGGAUGUUUUUAUUUUCUUUUCUCUGAUGUAUCUUAUGUAAACACUGUACAUUUAUAACUGUAAAAUGUAAUAUUAUUCUACAGCAGUCUCAAUACAUUGUAUGGUUUUGACCAAUGUCCCUGUCCUGCAAGCCAGAGGGGAAGGUGUACAAUAAUCCAGGCUUUUUAAAGCUUCAGAUGUUUUAAUGUAAUUUGUCACUUGUCUUGUUAAAACUGCUCUAAUUAAAGGUUUAUUAGGGGUUUUUAA